AUGGCGCAGGGCUGGUCUAACAAAAAUAGUAGGUUGAACCUGGCUGUGGAUGAACAGAAAGGGAAAAUUACCGAAAAAGUCAUUCUUUCACUGACAGCAAAGGAACACCAUAAGGCACAAGAAGAAGUGAACAGGCUGAUUGAUGAAUUGCAGACAGCUAUCAAAAGCAACAGAGGUCAUCUCUCUAAACUUGGCCCCCAAUUACAGGCUGAGCAGGAGCAAUUCUCCUCUUAUGUCUACGAACACAUUAAAAGCCUUUCAGCAAACACUCUUAUCCCAGGAGGCCUGCAGCUCAAGAUAUUUGAAAAUGGUAAAGACACUGGAGAGAUCUCUGUUUGUAUCAGCGAAAAAGAUCUGGGGCCCAAUAGCCCAAUUCCAACUGGCUAUAUGAUGGAAAGAUUACUUUUCAAGAUUCAUCGAAGACUUCAAGGUUCUUCCAUCAACCCACCAGGCCUCAAUUUUUCUUCAAUCCGGCUUUUCGACGAGCACGGUCAAGAAAUUAAGAAUCCACUUUCGCUGAAGAAUGAGCAAAAAAUUUGGGUCUCUUACGGUAAAGCAUACAGAUCUCCACUACACCCUGUUUUGGGUUUGACCUUUGACCAGGUGACUGCAUUUGCCAGAGGUGGCAUUACAGUUGCAUAUAAAACCUUCUUGGAUCCUAAUGCUGUUCUACUACUGGGAUGUGACAGUUGGGAAGUUUGUGAGGGAUUUCCAAUUAAUUUCAAUGGCACCAGUCAACAGAUACCUGAUCAAUUUGAAAAGGUGGACUUGGAGAACCAUUUCCUACAGAACAAAGUGAACCCCAAUAUUGUCCUUCAUGCCUCUGUUUCCAUCAGAAGGCGGGAUUUCUCAAGUGGUGAAGAGAGCAGUGGGACUCAGAUAGCACCAUCGACCCUGUGGCCUGCAGCCAGUGUGUGGCUGAUCACAAAGGCUUAUCCUCAGUUUGUUCUGACCUACCUAGAGGAGCUAAAUGCACAUGACGUGACCCAGACAGAGUAUCACCUUCACCAUGGUGCCUGGACCACAGCUCAUCAAGAACAUGGCAGCAGCUUAGCAGAAGAGGCUCUGCAAAAAAGUGCCAGUAUCCCUGGUCUGAAGCAGCUGCCAGAGCCUUCAGAGACCCACUUAAUGCCAGAAGGUUCUCUUGGGGAGACAGGGGAGCUGACAGUGGCUCUGGUGAAGAAACUGGAAGAGAAACAUCCUAAGGCUUCUGCUCAGAGGUGGGCCAUAAAACAUGAAGGGACUGGUAAGCCAGGCCAGUGGAAACAUUCCAGAGUUGAAAACCCUCUCUGGAAUAAGCUUACCUACAUGUGGCCAGUCCUUCCCAGUGGCCAACUUAAUGAGGAGUUUGAUUGGCCAAUAGAAGGGCUGCUACUUCCAAAUGGUCCUCCCAUGAAGAAACCCAUCUCUAAGACAUUGGAGCAAUAUGUCCCUGUGAGACUCAGAGUUUUGCGGAAUGGAGACAAGAACAAAACCAGAGCCCUUAUUAUAAUCAGUCCAGACAUCUCACCUAGGCGGAAAAUGCAGUGCACUGAAAUUUUAAAUUUACCUUCUGCAGCUCGGAGAUUGUUCAGUGAAAAGGGGAAGGAAAUCUUUGCCCUAAAAGACCUUCAAAGAGAUGAACUGGUGUAUGUUUCAUGUGGAGAACAUUGGAUCAGUCCUGAUCUGUCCAUUGCUCAGCAGAAGAAGCAAAUCUUCCUGAGGAACUUAGCAUCAGAUAUUUCUAAAAUUCAAACUUUCUGCAGUACACGUAAGAUAGAGGCUCUUGUUUUAGAAGUCCAAAGUGAUGUUGUGUUGGGAGCCAAGCUUGCUGUGCGGAAACCAAGUUUUGGAGAAGAGAAGCAAAUUAUAGAACCAGAGGAAAAGCAAGUGCAAAAAAAUGCUUUAACAUCGGGAAAUGCUUCCAGUGAAAUUCUAGAUUCACAUGCAAGAGCCCAUCUCCAAAUGAAGGCUUGUCACACACUUCUCAGGUAUGCCUGGCAGGAAACUUCUCAUAACUUUGAUGAAGAUGACAGUCUUCCAAAGAAAAUGGAAGAAGAGCUCUUUGAAAAUGUGGAACCAGAGAAGAAAUACAGCCAUUCUCCAAAACAGAGUAAACUGCAGAAGGUGUGCCACCAGCAGUUUGAAUACAGAGAUGGGCAAAUUAUAAGCUAUGCUUCUCCUCAGCUAGUCUUGGGAAUGCAAGGCCCCAACCUGCAUUCAGGCAUGGAGGUUGUUUUGGUGGAGAAAAAAGCAGAUGAUAGUCAUCAACACUGGAGGCACAAGGAAGACAGCAGGACCUUUCACCUGGUGAGUAACCCAGACCUGGUACUGGCAGUGUCUAUGACCAAGGCUGGAGAUGAAGUCUGUGGCUAUCCGGUUAUUGCUCAGAAAUACAAACCACAUAACAAUGGGACUUCUAAUCAAAAGUGGAAUUACAUGACAAAUAUGAAAGCUUUUAUGGCCUUUCAUAGCACUACACUGGAUAAGGAAGUCACAGCAGCAAAUUAUGCUGGUAUUUGUACAUCCUCUGUGAUUAAAGAAAAACACAUUGAUCAACCAGGAUACUAUUAUCUCUCACCCAGUGGAAAGAAAAAAACAAUGCUCUGUUUGGCAUGUGGGCAAUCCAUGAGAGCAGAGAAGAGACUGAAACAGUUGCUUCCAGGGCUGUCAUUCCUCUGUGCCUCAGGCUCCGAGACCCAGAAGCCCUUCUCACAAGGACCUUUCAAGGUCAUCGAUGUGGCCAGAGCUGAUUUAUCUUCUUCUGAGGCCGAAAACACUUUAAGUUAUUAUGAAGAACGUCUGUUAUCUUUAUGGAUGAAGACCUGCACGCAAGGUGUAUCUCAUAGUGGCAUGGCAGCUACUCACCGGAAGGCAGUGAAAAUAAUUGCGUACAAAAAUGGAGAUGGAUAUCGAAAUGGGAAGUUAAUUGUGGCUGGAACAUUCCCCAUGCUGCUUGCAGAAUGCACGGAACAACUUGGUCUUGCCAGAGCAGCCUCCAAACUGUAUACCAAAGAUGGAACCACAAUCCUUUCCUUGUGGGAUUUGGUUUUAUGGGCUCUUGAUAAAUCUUUUAUCCAGAGAGACUCUGAGGGACAAAAGGAAGAGGCAGCCCCUGUUGGAACAAAAGAGACACCUGUUAAAAGAACCGCAAGAAUGAAAGUGAAAACCAAAUUAUUUCCAAAGUCUGUGACAUCUGAUAGUUUGGAUGAUAUAGAUAAGUCUUUGCUCACCCUCAUCCUCAGAAAUCCUAUUGCCAUCUGGGUAUCUUGCGGUGAACCAUUUCUAAGUCCGAAUGCCUUGAAGAAAGCAGAAAAAAUAAAAAAACAGAACUGGCUAAAAAAGGACAAAAUUUUGGCUGAUCUAGACACUAUGAAACACAAACUGAGACAGUUAAAAGGGCGGCGGGUAGCAGCAUGUCAGCCAGCCACCAUGGUUCCCAACAAAAGCCCUGUGCAGCCGGUGGUAGUGGAAGGAGGCUGGACUAAGCAGACUCAAGAGGAAAUUAAACUCAUGGACCUUAUAAGACGUACAGAGGCACAGCUUUCUGAAGUCCAAGAACUGCAAUCCAAGAGAAAUUCUCCAACUGCACCUAAAUGUAUGUCAUUCAAGAGGAGCAGCUUGUAUAAGCAGCCCAAUGCAAAACGAGCGUGGAUUUACCUAAAUGGAGGCAGACCUGAAGAUGGCACUUAUGCCCGGGGCAAAACUAUUUCAGAGCUGCUGAGUGACUGCUCCUCUCGUCUCAAACUGGCCCACCCAGCCAGAACACUGUACACCCCUGACGGAGAGCCAAUUCUCUCGUGGGACGACAUAGAGCAAGACAUGGUCAUCUGUGUGUCCACAGGGCAUGGCUUUAGAACCCAAAGAGAGUUAAAGCAACUGGUGGAGGUCAGAGCAAAUUAUGCCCGAAUCCGAAGGCAGCAGGGCCCUCAAGCCACAGACGCUGUGUUGUCACCAUCCACAAAGCUUCAAUCUCUGGUACCACUACACAGUGAAUUCCUGUCAGACCCAUCAUAG
Molecule: messenger RNA, 3996 nt
Organism: Lipotes vexillifer (Yangtze River dolphin)
Lineage: Eukaryota; Metazoa; Chordata; Mammalia; Artiodactyla; Lipotidae
Product: doublecortin domain-containing protein 5-like
Exons: 28
Coding region: 1-3996 (1331 amino acids)
Biological process (GO): regulation of mitotic cytokinesis; intracellular signal transduction
Cellular component (GO): midbody
Molecular function (GO): microtubule binding
Source: RefSeq, a predicted model, not a curated record